AUGCCCGGCACCGGCACCGGGACCGGGAGCGCUGCCGCGGCGCCGGCCCGCUCGCUCCGGGUGCCCCGUCCCGACCCCGCUACCGGCCGCGGCCGCGCAGGGGGCGCGCCCCGCGCCGCGCGCCAUGCCGCGCGUUACCGCGCGCCCGGCCGCCCGCCCGCCCGCGGCGCGCCCCCAUUGGCCGCCGCAACAAAGAGGGGCGGGGCCUGCGGGGCGGGGCGGGCCGCCGCUGGCGGAGACGCGCCGGGAGGCGCCCCCUGCCGGACGGCUCGAGACGCCACAGCCGGGCGGCGCACUGCGAGCGCUUUCGCCCUCAGCCGAACCGAACCGAGCCGAACCCAGCCCAGCCCAGCGCAAUCCAACCCAGCCGAACCCAGCAGAGCCGAGCCCGGCCCCUCCGGGCCGAGGCGAUCCCCUCAAGCCGAACCCAGCCUCAGUUGGUGGUGGACGCCGGAGGAUGGAACUCCUGGCGGGAGAGAUCCCGGUUGCGUUGUUCCCGGCAGAGCUGGCAGAUCCCUGCUGAGCGCUCCGCUUUACUGUGGCGGUGAGCUGCCGGCCCGAAGGCGAAGCGCUGCCGAGAGGGGCGCGGGCGCUUGUGAGGGCGGGCAGGGGCGCGCCAGGCCCUGGCACAGAGCUGGCCCUGCUGCCCUCCAGCGCCCGCUGUGCCCUGGUGGCUCUGGCCACCCUCGGACGGCAUCUAUCAGCAUUUCACAUCUAACGCAACAAUACCAGCAUCUCCUUGAGCCAGGAGUGACCCUCCAUCGGAUACAGACAGUCUGGAAAGCGUUGCCCCCGUCCGCUGCCCUUGCGCGCAGACACUGCCGCCACUGCUCUGCCCUGCUCCCCGACAGGAAUACAGCUCUGCCGUGCCCUAAUCAGCUUCCCGAAGGCUCCCAGCAGCCAGGAGUGUGUGGUGAGCUGCUAAUCACUCACCGCAGGAGCCCAUGUCUCUGAGCCAGCAGAGCAGCUGCAGUCCAAAUCUGUUAAUCCUACAGAGGUGCUUCAGCUUUGCAGAGGGCAGCAGAAAAACACAGGUCAAGAAAGUUUGCCUGCU
Molecule: messenger RNA, 1054 nt
Organism: Oenanthe melanoleuca
Lineage: Eukaryota; Metazoa; Chordata; Aves; Passeriformes; Muscicapidae
Product: translation initiation factor IF-2-like
Exons: 3
Coding region: 1-954 (317 amino acids)
Source: RefSeq, a predicted model, not a curated record